This is a messenger RNA of Cuculus canorus (common cuckoo), 4683 nucleotides long. It is a transcript of the gene CFAP91, whose product is annotated as cilia and flagella associated protein 91. The record is from RefSeq and is a predicted model, not a curated record. The coding region runs from base 76 to 2508 and encodes 810 amino acids. Lineage: Eukaryota; Metazoa; Chordata; Aves; Cuculiformes; Cuculidae. The transcript is spliced from 18 exons.
ACCCCUCCUGCCUCUCAGCGCCCGGUAGGGGCGGAGCGCGGUGUCCCCGUCCCCGCCCGCGCCGCCCCGGUCGUUAUGGAAGCAGCAACCUCUGUCGCCAUGAACCUGUCCGUGACCGGGAGGGCUCUGUCCCCGCUCCCCGGGGCCGCCCGCCGCGCACGCGGCGCUCCCGGCAGGACCUUCGACUGCCUUUACGACCCUCUGUACACACUAUCAACUGAGAAGAAACAUUCAAAGUCAAGUGUCCAUGUUCAAUUUGUCAGUGAUAAAGCGGUAAAGACAUCAGUGUUCAGAAGUACGCUUAUUAGCUUGACCAGUGUCCAGGGCUACAGUCUGUGCUUAGAGGGCAAAGAUCCAGUGCCUCCAUUUAUUGACCGAAGAUGGGGAGGGAGCACUCAGCAAUGCCUGGAAGCUCUUCAGCAGCUUGCUGUACCUCAACCUUCUCUUCAAGUACCUCAAGUUGUGUAUGGAGAUCCUGAAGUGAAUGGAAGGAAUCGCUACAAAUAUUUUGCACGACCUCUCGUCUCUUCUAAUAAGCUACUUCCACUAGAUGUUGCUUAUGCAAUGGCAGCACUAGAGCACUAUGUCUAUUCAGAUGCAAGCGACAGCAAGGUCUUUGGUCCCGAGUUGCGAACUGUGGGCACACAGACAGAUUACAGAGAUGGUGAAGCGCAGACAGACCCCUAUUCUCCUGAAUAUGUAGUUCUUGGUGGCUCGUUCCACGAACUUCUGACACUUGCUACUCUCACCUGGGGUCGGGGACUACCAGCAGGACUAGCCGAGGUCGAGAUGAUUGAACGUGCCCGGGAAAAACGUGCAUGGGAAGCAGCUCUUCCACCCAUGAAUGAUGCCUCACAAAUCACGAAGAGGAGGAAAAUGAUGGCUGCUAUGGAGAGAAAGGAGUGGGCCUUUAGAGAACAGGAAAUAGAAAAAUUGCAGGAGGUUCAAAUGAAAGUCUUAAAGAAGCUGCUGGAGAAGCAGCAGAAGAAUCAGAAUGAGCUGUAUAGCAAGCGCUUGGAUGACCACUGGCAAAAGCAUCAGAAGGCUAAAGAAGAGAAAUUUAAAAAGAUUCAGCAUGACUGUGCACUGAUGCUCAGGAAACUGGUAGCUAAGAGGAAGAAUGUGAUCGGGAAGCUGGAGAGGAGAGAUAUCAUCAAAGAGUACACUGACUUUUCAUCACAAACAUAUGCACCUUUGUCAAGAAUUGGGUUUUUCCCAGACAACCAUUCUGAACGCUAUGUGGUAAAAAAUUUCUAUAUUAACACCUUUGCAGGGCUAUGUGAACUGGAAGCAUCUCUUCCAGAUUCUGUCACCCAGGUCAAGAUUAAAGCACCAAAACCUAAGUACAUUACCACAGGAUAUAUUAGAAGAUCAGCAAGGCUAGAGGUGGAGCUGGCCCAGGUUCAUGAGGCACUGCUAAAGAAGAAGAAAGUCAAGGAGCCAAAGAAGCCCCUCCAUGUACUUGAAAAAGUAGAAAAGCCUGUUCCUCAUCCACCGACUCCAAUCUUGGAAAAAAAAUCAAUUGAGGAAGAGGAAAAAGAACUGGCAGUGAUCUGUCUGCAGAAGUUGCUCCGAGGCAGGGCUAUUCAGAACAUGAUGUUUGAAGAGAAGGAGAAGCGGCUGGAUCUGAUCCGAGAGCUGCGCACCACUCAUGCACUCCAGGAGGAUAAACAGCUGCUCUUGAAGGCAGAGAAGCAAAUGACACUGGCUCUACAGCAGCAGCGUGACUUGCAAAUGCACAAGCUGUCAUCAGUGGAAAAACACUUGGCCAGGGAAGAAGGAAGAGUACUGGCAAACAUAUUUGAUUUCCUGUCCAAAGAGCUGGUGAGGCUGCAAGAAGAACGGAAGAUCCAUGCUUUUGUCAUGCUGGCUGAGAGGCAGAGGCGGAUGCGGGAAGCAGAGGAGAGCGGACGUCGACAGGAGGAAGAGAGGCAGCGUCAGGAAGACGAUGAGAUUUUCAGACAGAUGGUGAAAGUGCACCAGAGUUCUAUUGACUCCUACUUGGAAGACAUUAUCCUCAGUAGCAUGGAAAACACAGCUGAAGAACAAGCCAGGAAAGAGAUUCAGAGAAUGGCUGUAGAAAUCAAUGACAUUGCUUAUGAAAUGGAAAGUCGUCGAACUCGCCUGCAGUCAGAAGAGAUUGUAGCAGAGCUGGUUUAUAAUUUCCUGAUUCCAGAAGCUGAGAAAAUGUCUGUCAGAGAAAAAGUGAGGCAGUCCCAAAGAAAACACACCUAUGCUGCUCAUCGGAUCAUCCACAGCGGCACAGAGGGGGUACUUGCUGAUCUGGCACUACAUCAGCAGACAUCUGUUGGCAAGAUAAAGGAAGAUCCUCCUGCUGGGACAGCAAGUGCUGCUUUGAGUGGGACAGCUGCUGGACCAAGUGCAUCUGACAGCACUUCCUCUGCCCUAGCUGUACAUGAACUAGCUAAACUUCAAUGCAAAGAAAGCCCAGGAGAGACAGCAGUGGAACCUUCAGAAGGAUCAGACAAGGAUCCUACAGCCUCUUAGAGACAGAUGAGACAGGGCACGCAAAAUAGAAAAUCCUCUCUCUCCCUUGGGUUAUCACUCCUGUUGCCUGGCAGCAAUUUUAUCCUAGAACCACCCUGUAUACAUUUUGAUGUGGCAGCCCCAGUCUAGCCUCUUCCACCUUCUUCCCAUCUAGCUUUGGACCUCAUUAGCUAAUUUUCCUCUUCUAAUCAUUAUGAUAAGUUUGAGAGUAAGAAAGCAGUGUUAGCAUUCCUUGUUUGUUUCCCUGGCACAAACCGAUUAAGAGCCACACCUGGAUUUUUAAUGGUAUUUCCUUGUAUCAAUAACAUUAAAUGAAAAACCGUUCCAGCAGUGGGAAGUUUUGAGUUCAGACUGUACACAGAGUCUUUUCGCAAGCAUGUCCCACCGAUUUCCUUAGUGGAGUAGAGCAAAGAGUGGCUUUCUGCAUUAUUAGCACCGCUGUUAAUAAAGCAUUGAAAUUGAUCUUGCAUCACCUUUUCAGAUAAUUAGUCCUCGCAUAAGGAAAGGAUCCACCUCAAUAGAGUGGAUCCUGCCAACCAGGCUGUGUCUUCUGCUAAUUACUAGGGGCAGGUGACAGCAGAGUGGCACGGUGGGGGCUGAUGUCGCUCGUAAAGGAAGCCAUUAGCCAGUGCUUACGGAUUUUCUAGAACUGUUACCCUCUGGACUGACCUCUUGCUUUCUUAUCAUCCCAAAGGAGAACAAUUCUGGAAAGAGUCUUAUUUUUCUUAGAACAGCAUUAGUCACUCUGGCUUUCCAGCUCCAGAGGACUAUGCAGAAAGGAUGCUGUCUUUGCCUUGUUUACAAGCAUAGGGGUGCUCCAGCUAACAGUGUCAGAAAGCAGCGGGCUGCAGACAGGCGCAGCGCCUCUGAUCAGAGAUCUGUCAGAGACUUGCUCUGCUCUCCAGCACUCACGUGUCAAAAUUCCUGAGGCCUGGGGGUUUAGCAUCUGAAAGGUACAUUUACACCAAUACCAACAUCAAACACACCAGUUUAUGGAGGAGCAGGCACAGCCUAAACACCACACUCAAAACACUUUACUGAGGGAUGGCUACAGCUUGUGCAACAAACAGCAGUGUUAGCCCUCAGUGCUAACGUGAUUAUGAGCUGAUCUCUCUGUACUUCCAUCGUUUCUCCAUAACUGAUGGCCCAAUUCUUUGUGCUGGGUCUGUAGAGCCCCAGGUACACUCCAGUGAAUUAAUCCUGAACGUAGCACUGCUCCUUCCAUAACCACAAACCAGCAGCUGUCAAAAAUGUGGGCUCAUUAGUGCAUUCCCGGAAAAAUUUUGCAUCAGGUUUCUGUUUUUUUGAUUCAGAUGGGAAGGGGUGUUGUCAGGGAGGAUUGAGAGAUAGAGGAGGAAAAAAAAUCUGAAUACCCCUGUAUUCCACUGAGCUGGAUAAGAACCAGAGAGAGGAAACAGAGCUGCACUAAGAAAGUACUGCUGGUCUCUAGGUGACUGAAACGGGCACCAGGUGGCUGGUGGGGUCAGGUAGCUCUGCAAGUGCUGCAGAAUCCAGCAGGAGUCAGAGAUGAGUGGUGAGUUUUGGUUAAGAGUGUGAGGGUGGUCCCUUAGGAGUUGGGGAUUUGGGAACAUUCUCAUAGCGUACAUAGCCAGUUGGUAAAAGGGAAGGUAGCAAAUGCAAAAACAGAAACACUCUCCACAGUGUGGGAGGAGAAGAUGGGUAGGGAUCAGCUCUUCUUCCUUAGGGCACCCUAGACAAAUUUAGCCUGGCUGAAAGAGGGGAGAUAACAUGAAUCACAGGAUCCAGGUUAAUAAGGGAUACAUGGAAAACGAUGCAGCGGAAAGACAGAACAGGAAGAUCAGGCAUUCAGGCAUUUACUAUAUUUCUGAGAUGGUGUGUCAAAAUAAACAUUCUCCAUGUGGUUCAUUGUACAAUUUGGCAUGGUUUUAAGAAGAUAAGAAGAAUUCUAACAAGUGUGGGAACAGAGGUUGGUUGUCCCUGGUUUUCUGCAGGGAUACAGCCCUCUGCACGACAGUGAGGGAGCAGGGGACUCCAGAUGCUAUGCACACGCUGAGCGAUAAAUAUCUUGGCUUCUGAUAUGAUUUAAGGGACACUGUCCGGGUAAAGCCGUCUUUUCCAUAUAAUAUUUCCUAGCAUGUAAACUGAAGGCCACAGCAGGAUUCCUGCAGGAAACUGCUCUAGAAACUGCUUUCA